CAACACAUACGAAUCUGUACAUGUAUUUAAGUAUAUGUUUGUGUGUGCGUAUGCUGUUUGCGUGCACAUGUAGGUCGCGCACAGCCACAGACUUCGGGUUAGUAGCGGGGAUCCAGCCACUGUUCCUCCGCGUCCGCAGUCGCCGCCAAGGUCCUCAGCUGCCUCCUCGUCUGUUCUGAGUGAUAUACGUUAGCCGAGGCUUUGCGCAGAAAUGUGGCUGAGUCGUAUAUUUUCCUUCUUGCUCGCGUAUGUCUUGGUAGUGGAGAGUCGUUCUGUUACUGAAAGUCGUGUUGCUCAAAAGGAAACAGGUGAAAAUGUUAAAGUAUUAUAUAGUGAAGCAACAAGCGACAUUGUCGAAAAGGCAAAGACAGAAUCGGAAAAUGUAUUUGAACUACAACACAGUACCGUUGAAGGUGGUUUUAAAAACGACGUGGCAGAGAACGUAGGCAUUGCACCCGAAGAGCCUCAUCAGAUGAACGACCUAAGACCAAGUGAAACAGUGAGCAGUGAAGACAUAAGAGCAUCUGCUGUGAGUCUUUACGGCCAGGAACACAGCCUCCGAGAGAAGAGAUCGUUUCCACUCUUCGGAUUUCUGAGCUUUUUGAUGCUCAUGCUCAACAGUAUCCUUCUCAUCAACCAGAAUAUCAACAUCAAUAAUAAUAACAACAACAACAACAAUAAUAAUAAUAACAACAACAACAAUAACGAAAACGAAAACAACAACGGUCGUCGACUCUUCCGGUUAUUGCAAGAUUUCGGGGAGGAAGUCGCCGAGUCCUUCACCAACGUGGCGUCCUAUGCUUUCAACGGGGGGGAGGAUGCCAACGGAGGGGAUGAUGCCAGCGGCGGGGAUGAGCCUGCUCCUGCGGCGUCAGUGGCAGGGCCGAGUGAGAGGAGGAUGCUGCAUUUAGUGAAGAGGGAGUCUGGGCAUCAUCUGGUCAAGAGAGAUUUCUCCGUGUUCAGCAUGAUCAACUUCCUCCUCGUGGUAUUCAAUGCCAUCAUCAAUAUCGUCAAUAACAUCUCCAACAACAAUAAUAACAACAAUAACAACAACAACAAUAACAAUAACAAUAAUAACAAUAACAACGAAAACGUCAACAACAGAAGAAAGAAACGCGACGUGUUAAAAGACCUGGAAGAAAUGCUGUUUCCUCUCGAUUCUGAAUUCAGUGACGUCCCGUACGACAGAAAUUCAGAAGUUCAGGAAAACUUAAACUUUAAUCAGGUAGAGUUUACGACCCCGUAUCGUACCGUUAAUCCCAAAGUAACAAUGAAACCAACCCUCAAAUACAAAGAACCCGAGAAUUCAAGCCUGAAAUCCCAAACUUCUCUCUCCAAGGGCAUACUCGCUCACCUAUCGAACUCCGCAAAAUGGAUCAACACAAAAGCUGGUUACCUGAACGUCCUCCUGCAGGUGUAUUCCAAAGACCUCUUGCGGCAGGAGCGCGCGGCGGAGGGAAGAACCACAGGCGCUCUGAAGGAGGCUCCAUCCCCCCUCUUUCCAAUGAUCAGCUUCUUCGUCCUGUUCCUCAACCUCAUUCAGGACAUAAAGAGAAAAACUCUCGGGGAGGAGAACACGAACUCGCUGCUUCGGAUCGACCGAACCGUGACUCAGGUCGAACACAGCGGGGUGCUCGACGGUAAAGCAGCUGCUCUUAUGGCCUUUCUGAAGAAGCAAAGGCACUGGUGGGAUGAGGUUACGGGAUUCUAAGUUAAUUUUUAUCAAGUAUAAGUAAUAUGUUAUACGGUUUUAUUUCACCUGUAUGUUAUUAUCUAUUUUUUGUGUGCAUCAUUAUUUGUACAUCUCCCAUUGUCUUUUUCAUGCAGCAUCUACGUACAUAUCAUGAAUGUAAAAAUACAUUGUCAAAUAAAUUCAAAUACAG
Messenger RNA from Penaeus monodon (black tiger shrimp), 1883 nucleotides. RefSeq lists its product as uncharacterized. The record is from RefSeq and is a predicted model, not a curated record. NCBI's taxonomy places the organism in Eukaryota, Metazoa, Arthropoda, Malacostraca, Decapoda, Penaeidae.